Molecule: messenger RNA, 5084 nt
Organism: Podarcis muralis (Common wall lizard)
Lineage: Eukaryota; Metazoa; Chordata; Lepidosauria; Squamata; Lacertidae
Gene: AQP4
Product: aquaporin 4
Biological process (GO): water transport; transmembrane transport
Cellular component (GO): plasma membrane; basolateral plasma membrane
Molecular function (GO): water channel activity
Source: RefSeq, a predicted model, not a curated record
CGCGCCGGGCGGCUUCCCUCCGCCUCCCUCGUCGCUCGCUCUCCAGCAACUCCGGCGCGUCUCUGCCAGGCGCACAAACCCGGGAAGGAAUGAGCGACAGGAGCGCAUCCGGAGGCUGCUGGGGUAAGUGCAGACGUCUGUGUAAGUGCGAAGCCAUCAUGGUGGCAUUUAAAGGCAUCUGGACUCAGCCUUUCUGGAAAGCUGUUUCUGCAGAAUUUUUGGCCAUGCUCAUUUUUGUCCUCCUCAGCCUUGGCUCUACAAUCAACUGGGGUGGAGCCGAAAACCCUCUGCCUGUCGACAUGGUCCUCAUUUCUCUCUGCUUUGGACUCAGCAUUGCAACAAUGGUGCAAUGCAUUGGACACAUCAGUGGUGGCCAUAUUAACCCUGCUGUGACUGUUGCAAUGGUCUGCACUCGGAAGAUCAGCCUUGCCAAGUCAGUCUUCUAUAUUGCAGCCCAAUGCCUGGGUGCCAUCGCAGGGGCAGGAAUUCUCUACCUUGUCACCCCCCAGCGUGUGGUGGGCGGCUUGGGAAUUACCAAGGUACAUGAUGACCUUUCUGCUGGCCAUGGACUAGUGGUGGAGCUGAUAAUUACGUUCCAGCUGGUCCUUACUAUUUUUGCCAGCUGUGAUUCUAAGCGAAGUGAUGUCACAGGUUCAGUGGCACUGGCAAUUGGACUUUCAGUUGCAAUCGGACACCUGUUUGCUAUUAACUACACAGGUGCCAGCAUGAACCCUGCUAGGUCAUUUGGACCUGCAGUUAUCAUGGGGAAAUGGGAAAACCACUGGAUAUAUUGGGUGGGACCAAUUAUAGGAGCAGUUCUUGCUGGCGCCCUUUAUGAAUAUGUCUACUGUCCUGAUGCUGAAUUCAAACAGCGGCUCAAAGAAGCGUUUACGAAAACAAGCCAGCAGUCCAAAGGGAAAUACAUAGAAGUUGAAGACACCAGGAGCCAGGUGGAGACAGAUGAUUUGCUUCUGAAGCCUGGAAUGGUCCAUGUCAUUGACCUUGAGAGGGGUGAUGAUAAGAAGGGUAGAGACCCAACCAAUGAGGUGCUAUCAUCUGUAUGACUAGCAAGGAGCACUGAAAGCAGGGAACAGUCUACUAGCAGGCCCACAGAUAGCCUUCCACCCAUAAAAGAGACAGAUUUGUUGUAAAUUAGUCACCUGCGACACCAUAAAAUUGUAGGAAAAUGGCAGCAGUGAAUUAGCUGUUUAAUCAGACCAGACUCCCAUUCUGUUGACAUGGUAGCAGCUAACUGUGUUGAGGGAUCCUCAUAGAUUAUUCCAAAUUCAUAAAUGUCCUUUUGGCAAUAGCCAUAAGGGAAUCCUUUUAUUCCCUCUCUGCUUUCUGAGUGAAUUUUGAAAGAGGCAUUGGUUUUAACGCAAGCAGUUAUGAGCAGGAAAUAGCAAUCUUCGCCAAUCAGAUUGACAGAUGAAACUUAUCAAAAGAUGCCUAUAGACACAGAAAGAAGUGUCUAUCAGAUUGUUCUUCUGACACUUAAUUGGCUGUUGUCAAUCCUGAUUAGAAUUUUAAUGACAAAGUCUAUGGCAGGUUCAGUGAAAGCAGAGCCAACAUGCAGGAUACAACAAAUGCUUGCAAAAGCCUCAUUCAUCCCUUUCUUCUAGUCCUCCUGUUAUUUUUAAUCCUUCCAUGCUACAUUUGGGAGAAGACAUUUAAACAAAACAAAACAAAAAAAACCAAGAAUUGCCAUUUGCCAUUUUAUAUCUACUACAUACUCAUACAUUUUAUACUUCCACAAAAAAGGAAGUCCUCUCCUUUUGACUCAUAAUCUUUAAAAUGUCCCCCACAUUGAGUUGUCCUUCCACAAAAACGUUCUCAUGACAUACUAUUGCCAGAACUGUUGAAGACAUACAAUGAACAAAAUAAGUCUGUAUUAUACGCCAUCUUGUAAUGUGUGCAUUCCAGCCAAAGUUAAGCCCUGUGAAUUCCAGAUACUUUUACCAGGAGGCAUUUAUACACAGCUUAACUUUCCCAGUGACAUCAGUGGGACUUAACAGUGGUUAACUUUGGGUGGAUCAUGUCAAAUAAAAAUACGCAGGUAUCAAAAAGAAGUUGAAGGCUGUUCUGUUUUCAGUGCACUUAUUCAAACAAAUAAAAUGUUACUGUGCCAAUUUUAUAUAACUGAAAUGUUAAAAAUGUGUAACUAUUUUGCUCACAGUGUGAUUUUUUUUUUAAAAAAAAGCAUAACAAGCAGGCUUUUCAUAAUUAUUUAAAAUACUGCUGGGAAAUGCUUUGGUGACUGAUGCUUUGCUUUGAAUACUCUGUCGCUAAAAAGAUUUGUUUUAGAGCUGCGUCAAACACAAUGCAUUUCCUAUCUAAAAACCUCUACAUCCAGGCAAACUGCAUGUAGAUUUCCAAGUGUGACAGUCACAGACAUGUCUGUUCCACUGCUUGCACUCAGUGUACAUAGGCCAGAAAGCCAUUGUCAACAGAGAUGUGUGCAAUUGUUGCAUGAUCUCCAUGCAGUUAUAAUAUCAAUGAAACAGUUAAAUAGCAACUGUGAAUUUUCAAUGCAUCAAGAAGCCAGGGCAUGGAAUAGCUUGCAACUUUGUGUGAUGUUGUGCUGCUGAAUGGUGAGUUUGACUUUUAUAAACUACAAAUGCUUUUGGUCAAAAAGGAGUAACGUUUACACUUUCUCUGAAUGUUGCCAGAACUGAAAUUUGCUAUAGCUGAGGUUCUUUGUAUGGAACUCAUCCAUUCCUAUUAAGGUUUUUGGUGGUGAAAUGUGGCGAAUGUACAGAACCACCAUGAGAACACCUGGUCUUGUAGAAAAAGGACACUAUACUAGUGGUGAAUAUUUCUAAGUAGGGAGAAGUACAUAGAUAAUCUUAUGCACAUGAAACACGACGUGAUAAAAGAAAUAUACACUUCUUCCUCUACAGAAGAAGUAACGCCCAUCUAACAAAAUUGCCCAGUGUGCAGCACAAAAAAGGAAAGAACUGAGCAUAUAGCAAAGCCAAAACAAAGAAAUCCAACUAGGGCUGUGAUCCUAAGCAAACCAAGUUACUUCCUAAGGAGUAAGCCUUGUUGGGUUUAGUGGAACUUCUGAGUAAAAAGACAUCAUAUUGUGCAGUAAAAUUCACCAGGUCUGCCAAAGGGAGACCAUAUGAAGAAAGAUACUAAUGCCCUGAUGGGUGCUGCUGCACUCAGAUCCCUCUUGAUGGCUUCCCAUAGGCAUCUAAACAGUCUGGUGAGAGCAGGAUGCUGGACCACAUGGGUCAUUGGCCUGAUCCAGCAGACUCUUCUUUUGUUCUUAGAAAAUAAACUACUGUGUAUUUUGUAAGCAUUGCAAGCCAUCUGAUGGUCAUAAGGUAGUGUACAAUUAAGUUUAUAUGUGAAUAGAUGCGGCAAUGAAUCAUUACCCCAAUCAAGAUGUCCAUGUGUGUCCCAACGCACACCUAGAGCUGUUCCAUUCAUCUGUGGUGCAGCACCUCAGCAAACAGAAAGAGAUGUGCACGGAACUCUCAGUGAAAAUGUCUAGGGAAGUUCUGUGGACAACAUUAGAGCUCAUUACUCAAGAGCAAAUUACUGGUUCAAGAUCAAGUGUCUUGUGAUUUUGACGUAUUACGUUUUUCCUUAUCUUGUUCAAGAGAGAGAUCAAAACAAUACCUUUUUAGUCACCAUUUCCAGGUGGAAUCUCUGUAAUUUCAAAGUUUACAAUAACUCUCUUGCCAAUGCUCAAUAUGUGAACCCUCGGUGUCUUUCACAACCUUAAAAGUCAGAAAGAUUCCUCAGCCAAUGUAAUAUAGAAUCCUGGAAGUAGAUACAGAAUUUUCAUUUCACUAGUGAUGUGAACUUCACAAGUGUCCUUGGUUGUAUUUCUCAACAUGUUUUGCACUGGUGUAACAGUUACUCUUUGGUUAUACACUGAAGCUCCACUUCAUAAAUAUAUGGCUGUACUUUCCCUCCUAAGCCUUUUUGCUUUAAAUUUGUAUUUUGGUAAUGUUUCAUCAAUGCAUGUUUAUAAUUUACAUUUUGUUAACUCACUGACUGUGAUACACUUAGAGGCUAUUUCAGUGGCUUAUUAAGAUGUCUUACAAACUGAUGUAACAUGUGAGUCUCAUAUUUGAGAUAGUGUUGUUGCCAUGUUGUUCAUAGCAAUCACUAGAUGCAAAGCAAAUCAUUUAGAGACUGCUACAGCUUCACAUACCCUCAUCAACAGAAAGACCUGAUAGUUUAUCCCACUUUGUGUACCAUACCAGGCCAGCAUGAAGUCAUAGAAAUUAUUCUGAAAGAGAUGCUUUAUACUCACAGCUGCCUUUCUCCUAGCUUUUCUGCCUUAAAAUAAAAAAUCCUCCAAAUAAUUUGAAAUUUGGAUGCUGAAAGUACCCUAAGGACUUUGUUGUGUGUGUGGGAAAGAAUAAAUUGUGUAUAGUUGUACACAUAGUUUCUAGUGUGGUACUGGCAGAAAUGGCAGCAUGAACAUCACCUUUGUAAUGUUCUUGUUUUGAUUUUUUGCCGUUCAUAUACAGCAAUUCCCUACGAAGUUAAUUGCCAUAAUCAUUUGCAUAUGUUUCAGUUGAAAUGUUUGGUACAAAAGGCAGCAAUUUUACUUGGAAUGUUAUCUGUUUGGAGAAAGCAUGCCAAUUUCCUUUGCUAGUUUCGGGAGCAUGUGGAUUAAGUAGGGGAAGCAUUGUCUUCUGCUUCUCACUCCGCAACUGAAGAGUCAAAAGAAUCUUCAUCGUGAAUGUGGAAAGCUGUAAUAAAUAAAAUGAGGUGUCACAAAAUAUUUCAUUCUGAAAUCUCAGGUGCAUAUCCAGAAUCCAAUUUAUAAAAGCCUAUUAAGGGCUGCACGAAGGAUAAUCUAUCACUUGUAGGACCAAUGAUAAGGGCUAAACUAGUAAACAUACUAAACAUAUGGCCAUUAAAAAAAAGUUAUUACAAGUUCAUUCAACCUUAUCAGAACUGAUGUGAUAAUAGUAUUAUAAAUCAAAAUGUGUAACAUUUGGAAUAAUCUACUUAAGAUGUCCUACUGUCAACAAUAGAGUUUUAUCUUGUUCCUCUUCUCUUCUGCUGUAUUCUUUAUGGUUAUGUCUUGUAAAUAAACUAUUGUCUGUUUUGAUUCA